Helianthus annuus (common sunflower) is the source of this 2382-nucleotide messenger RNA. RefSeq lists its product as uncharacterized. The coding region runs from base 1 to 2382 and encodes 793 amino acids. Lineage: Eukaryota; Viridiplantae; Streptophyta; Magnoliopsida; Asterales; Asteraceae. The record is from RefSeq and is a predicted model, not a curated record. The transcript has 3 exons. Gene Ontology annotation, molecular function: nucleic acid binding; RNA-DNA hybrid ribonuclease activity.
AUGGUCAACGGACCGAGAUACAGCGCAAAAGAGAAAGGCAAGCACCCCUAUGAGCCUUCAUGGCAAGAGCAACAGGUCAUUUUCCCGGUAGUGCGCGACGGUCCUCGCGCCACACGACCCGUCGUCAUUACUGGUAUCAUCGGCCAUUACGAAACGGAGUACAUAUUCAUUGAUCCAAGGAGUACAGACGACAUCAUUUAUCAACAGUGUUUUAACCAAUUUGAUGAAGAAGACAAAGCGAGACUCGAGCCAGUUGAUUAUCCUUUGUCCGGAUUUUGCAACGAGAUGGUUUUUCCACUUGGUCAAAUCAGCUUCCCCGUCACGCUGUCUGACGGGAAGCAUUCAAGAACAACAAGCGUGAAUUUCAUGGUGAUGCCCGUCAAGUCGAGGCAUGAUGUGUUAAUUGGAAGGGAAACCCAAGGCGAGCUGAACAUGGUUACUUCAACCCCCCAUUCAGCGAUAGGGUUCCCAACCAAGACGGGAGUGGCAAUCAUCUGCGCCAAGAAAGAAGUAAUGUCAACUGAAGAAUUGCGCCCAGCAAAAGCGGCGAAGGUCUCAGCAACCGAACCUGAAAAAUGGGUUUUAAACCGCAAAUACCCAGAGCAAACAGUGACAAUUGGCCACACCAUUUCGUCAGACAUCCGAACGCGUUUGAAACAGUUACUGUGCAGAAAUAUGGAUAUCUUUGUCUGGACCCCGGCAGACAUGACCGGCGUCCCGCGCAACAUAACCGAACAUUGCUUAAACACUUACCCUUCUGUUGAACCAAAGGUCCAAAGAAGGCGCAGCUUAGGAGCAGACAAAACGAAAGCAAUGAAUGAACAAGUAUGUGAGCUGCUCAAAGCUGGGAUUUUGCGAGAAGUGCGUUAUCAGAGUUGGGUCGCGAACCCAGUAAUGGUGGAAAAGUCGAAUGGUGGAUGGCGAAUAUGCGUAGAUUAUACCGAUCUCCACAAGGCAUGCCCAAAAGAUUGCUAUUCUUUGCCCGAGAUCGAUAAAAAGAUAGACUCUCUUGCGCCAUAUAGAUGGAAGUGUUUCUUGGAUUGCUACAAGGGUUAUCAUCAAGUCCAGAUGAAACUCGAAGAUGAGGACAAGACAGCUUUUAGAACCGAUCUUGGAAUCUUUUGUUACACAAAGAUGCCAUUCGGUCUGAAUAAUGAUGGCGCAACAUACCAACGCUUGAUGGACAAGACCUUCGCGGGGGACAUCGGAAAGCACAUUGAAGUUUACAUUGAUGAUCUGGUGGUUAAAAGUCACGAAGAGGACCAAAUGUUGAAGGACAUCGAAAAGACGUUCAAUUCAUUGCGCAGUAAACCAGAAACGUCAGGGCGGUUAGCAAAAUGGGCCAUAGAGCUGGGAGGCCACAACAUUUUGUACAGGCCGCGACCAGCCAUCAAGGGCCAAAUCCUAGCUGACUUCAUCACAGAAGUCCCAGUUGAUAAAAUCAAAGGGUGUGAGCUGAUAGAGACCCCUGAAAAAGACGUGACAAAUGAGACUUGGAUGCUUUAUACUGAUGGGGCAUCAAAUGAGGACGGCGCGGGAGCAGGACUGCGCCUUGUGAGCCCUGAGAAUCAUGAAUUUACUUACGCCAUCAACCAAGUUAACGGUAUAUACGAUGCAAAGGGCGAGGUUAUGGCCCUAUAUCUUGAGCAAGCGAAAGAAUUGCUUCAGCAGUUUCAGUCUCACAAGGUAAUCCACAUCAAUCGCUCUGAAAACAAACUGGCCGAUGCCUUGAGCAAGCUUGCUUCAACUUCUUUUCAACACCUUGCCAAAGACGUAAGAAUAGAAGUACUCAAGAAUCCAUCAGUCUUGCUGCGACAAGUAAACGUCAUUGAGAUGGGGCAACCAUCCUGGAUGACCCCUAUAAUCCAAUAUUUGCAAGAGGGGAUACUCCUUGAAAACAGAGCAGAGGCGAGGAAGAUUCAGAACAAAUCCCUGCAUUACGAAAUGAAUGGCGGUAUUCUGUACCGAAAGUCCUUCUUGGGGCCACUACUGCGCUAUGUGGACCCCCAAGAUGCGAACUACUUGAUCAGGGAGAUCCAUGAAGGGAUCUGCGGCAUCCAUUCAGGACCACGCAUGGUUGUCACGAAGAUCAUGAACGCCGGAUAUUACUGGACAGGGAUGCAUGUCGAUGCCCUGAAGGAGAUCCGCAAGUGUGACUCCUGUCAGCGACAUUCUCCAAAAACCCUGCGCCCCAAGAACGACCUUAUCCCUGUAUCCACCGCAUGGCCUUUCCAGCAGUGGGGAAUCGACAUGGUGGGACCCUUCCCAGAGGCCCCUGUCGCCGUCAAAUUUAUAAUAGUGGUCGUCGAUUACUUCAUGAAAUGGGUGGAGGCCAAAGCUCUCGCGUCAACUACAGCUAUGAUGGUGCGCAAGUUCAUUUGA